Molecule: messenger RNA, 1230 nt
Organism: Ananas comosus (pineapple)
Lineage: Eukaryota; Viridiplantae; Streptophyta; Magnoliopsida; Poales; Bromeliaceae
Product: LON peptidase N-terminal domain and RING finger protein 3-like
Exons: 6
Coding region: 1-1038 (345 amino acids)
Biological process (GO): double-strand break repair
Cellular component (GO): nucleus; site of double-strand break
Molecular function (GO): ubiquitin-protein transferase activity; nucleosome binding; metal ion binding
Source: RefSeq, a predicted model, not a curated record
AUGGCACCGAAGGAAAACACUAACAAGACCACCUCACCAAGAACAUCCUCCUCCUCCUCCUCCUCCUCCCACCUCUCCGGCGCCAUGAUCAAGCAGAGCGUCCUAAGCCCGGGGUUCCGGUCGGUGGCCGCCAUGGCCGGGUGGGACGAGGAAGCUCUCUUGCUCGCGAGCCUCGUCGUCGAGGACACCCCGGUGCGAGAGUCCCGUCACAAGAGACGCUCCAAUCCCCACCUCAAAUCCCCUCCGAGCACCAGUUCCAACCGGAAACGAAGAUCCCGAAGGCGGUCCACGAAUUUGGUCCCCCCCGUGGUUCUCUCUCUUGAUGAUGACGAGCUAAGUGAUAAGAAAGACUCGGGUGAUGCGAGAAAAGAAAUGGGGACUAUUGCUGCUGAGGAGAAGAAGAAGAAGCCGCCAUUAGCAGAGGGGGCUUCACCGGAGAAGCUCUCGAGCAACGCGCUCCCGUGUAUGGAUCGGCUGAGAGAGGAGCUUUCUUGCGCCAUUUGUUUGGAGAUUUGCUUCGAACCAAGCACUACUCCCUGUGGGCACAGCUUCUGCAUGAAGUGCUUAAAGUGUGCUGCAGCUAAAUGCGGAAAAAGGUGUCCUAAAUGCAGGCAACUGAUCAGCAAUGGGAGAUCUUGCACAGUGAACACAGUUCUUUGGAACACAAUUCAGCUCCUGUUUCCGGAGGAAGUCGGGGCGAGGAAGAGCUCCACAGACCCAAAAAUCACUUCUGAUCAAAGCACCGAACCCUCUUCCGAAGGUUCAGAGCGAAGCAACAGCGACAUCACCAGAAGCAGCAGCAUGAGAAGCUACACCCAAGUUUCUGAAACAAUGGAUCGGGUGGGCAGAAGAAGGGCGGCGCCGAGCCGCCAAUCGGAGGAUGCCGCGUUGGCUUAUCGGUUGCAGAGGGAAGAGUUCAUGGUAGCUUUCCGGAGCAGCCGCGAGGAGCAGCGGAGUGCCCUCUACGCUGCUAGCGCCAAUCUCCGAUCUAUGGCCUCUAGAGCUAUUCAUUUGCGGACUAGAAGUCGGCACUCAUAAUAUGCAUGUUACCGUUAUUCCGCUUUCUGAAACAAUUUGGCAGAACAUUCAGACUAAAACACUUCAUUUGAUGGAAUUGUAUCGAAUUUCGUAGAUGUUGAUUAGCACUUUUUGGCGGUACUUAGCCCAAUAUUUGAAUUCUUCACUGUUCUAACAUGUUGUAGGAAUCCUCUUUGUUAAAGCAUUGGUGUG